GUAAGCGCCACUCCUUUCCUCUUCCCCACCACCAUCCCCGCCGCAUUUCGAGCGCCCGUCACACAACCAUGUCCGAUCCUUCUUCGUCCGACACUGUGUCUCGUCCUCGUCGGCGCAGCUGGAUGCUGCGGUACAACUCGCCGAGAGACACGGCUCUGGACAACGAUUUACCUUCUCCUUUAGAGGGAAAGGAGCUCUCGUUCACUCCAAGUACCAGCAGCACCAGCUUGGCCCGGUCAGACUCGCUUUCUAGACCAACUACACCAAGACGUUUCUCUACGUCUUCAGUCGGCCACUUACUGACACCCUCUACCUCUACUGCUUAUCAAUCCCCGCAGCUGGAUCAACAGGCAUCACAACUUAUCCUCAAUGCGCUAGACAG
Serpula lacrymans var. lacrymans S7.9 is the source of this 382-nucleotide messenger RNA. RefSeq lists its product as uncharacterized. Lineage: Eukaryota; Fungi; Basidiomycota; Agaricomycetes; Boletales; Serpulaceae. The record is from RefSeq and is a predicted model, not a curated record. The annotation marks the transcript as partial. The transcript has a single exon.